Schistosoma guineensis is the source of this 1458-nucleotide messenger RNA. NCBI's taxonomy places the organism in Eukaryota, Metazoa, Platyhelminthes, Trematoda, Strigeidida, Schistosomatidae. The record is from the annotation of a GenBank genome assembly.
AUGGAAGUUGAUGAUACAGGGCCAGUGGCAUCCCUCAGUGAAAAUAAGAAACGUUUCGAAAUAAAAAAGUGGUAUGCGGUUGCUUUAUGGGCUUGGGAUAUCGUCGUUGAUAAUUGUGCUAUCUGCCGAAAUCACAUAAUGGACUUAUGUAUUGAAUGUCAAGCUAACCACGCCUCUGCUACAAGUGAAGAGUGCACUGUUGCUUGGGGUGUUUGUAAUCAUGCCUUUCAUUUUCACUGUAUAUCUCGAUGGUUGAAAACACGACAAGUUUGCCCUCUAGACAAUCGUGAAUGGGAACUGCAGAAACGCAUGGUGAGUUGGUGCUGUGGUCUUUGUGCAAAUUCAGGAAGUGACGAAGAUGAGGAAGCUGAACGUCAGAGAUUAAUUCCAAGCCCCCAGCCUUCAUACGAUGGGACACAGCAACCAUAUGGAAGUUUUUCACCUCCAGAUCCUGUUACAAAUGAACCUCAGUCAGAUAUCAAUACCAUGAUGACAAAUAUAAUAAAAGUUGCUGAGAAUCAAGUGGUGGAUGCUGGAGCAACAGAUUACAAUCCCCUAGAUUCACAAGAACAUAUUGAACGGUCAAGAUACUACGCGUAAGUUUCUAACAAUUCCUCGUUACUUUAUCAAUUGUUUGGCGUCCAGGCAUAAAUGAGUGAUAUGUACAGCAUGAAUGUUAUCACUAAAACGUGGAUUGCACCAAGUGCAAUGGCUUAAUACCGUUACUGGUUAGCGAUCAUUUGCAUAUCUUUGCGCGUUAUCUAUUUUUAUAACAUACAGGAAAUAUGUACUAUAUCUAAGAAACACUCAUAUCAAAUUUCCAAUUUUAGAAGUUGCGAAAUAAUAGUUGAGACACUUGACUUUCAACUAUUCGACUGAGUCUAAACUUCAGUUUAAACUCGUAAAGUGUGACUUUGAUCUGGGUACGAAAACUCUUAUUUCAUUAGUUAUGUAAAGUCAAUUAUCACUACCAAAUUAAGUCGACGAAGUAAGGGUAUUUAGUAACUCGAAAUGAAGAUAUGAAACUUGCCUACCAUUGAAGCCUUAGCAACUCACCAAAGAAAUUUUGAAACGUGUAUCCAGAAGUGAUAUCUUCAUCCUAUUCUAUAAUAAUUCUAGUCCCCUUCUAAUUUUUCAUUUAUUACAAUGUCUCCUGUUGUAAGCAAAUUAACUCUCAUACGUCCAUCUUUACACGUUUUUCUAAAAACAUUUGGUUUCCUAUGCUUGUUUCUGACAUGUAGAUUUUUAAAUACUUCAUGAUGCAAAACUUACUCGUCCCACAGUACGCUACUGCGUAUGCCGUAUAAUUAUUUAUACUUCUUGACAGCUUAGUUAAUUGACAUCAUCAUGAAGGAAACAUUCUUCGCUCGGUUCAAGGUCGUAAUAUCAACCAUUUUGUAUAAUUUUAGAGAAAGCAUAGCUCGACAGCCUUUAGGCCCGCCACCGUUGCCAGUGUUU